Messenger RNA from Prorocentrum cordatum, 5052 nucleotides. Lineage: Eukaryota; Dinophyceae; Prorocentrales; Prorocentraceae. The record is from the annotation of a GenBank genome assembly.
AUGCUCUCCUCAGGCGUGCCUGCGGCUCUGCCGGCCUUGUGCGUGGCGCUGAUCGCUGGCCUUGGCUGGCGGACGAGCCCACCUCAGCCCGUGCCCGAGCCACCGAGGGAGACCCCCGUGUGGCUCGACGGGGUGGGCGACGGACCGAGCGCCGCGUCGCUGGGCCUGCACUUGGUGGUGAGCCUCUUCUCGCCCGUGUGGAUCUCGCUGGCGGACCGGUGCUUCAACUGCUGCCAGCGCCGCCAGGGACCAGGACACCAUGAGUGGUGCGCUGAUCUCCCCUGCGGCGCUCGUGCACGGGUGAGCUAUGACGGCGACAUCAUGGACCAUGAGCGCGUCGUGGUGUGGCCCUCGCGGCGUGUCGAGGAUGGCGAGCUGGUGGACCCUCACGUCUACUGGGUCCUCUCGCCGGACGGCGACCUGUGGGAGGAGCUGCUCUCGGGGGCCUCACCUGCUGAUGGCCCCUCGGGCGGCGAGCGCCUCGCCAACGGGGGUGCUGCUGACGGCCGGAAGCUCUACAGCUUCCGCGAGCGGCCAUCCCUCGCCAGGCUCGUGGAGCUAGCCGACGAGUGCCGUGUGGCGAUGGAGGCCCGCGGGCAGGUGGAGCUCGCCUCAGGCAGACUGCUGGAAGGCGGAGACGUCUUCCCAUGGGCCGGGCGCUGCCAGUCACCGACGGGGGAGUGGGAGACGCUCUGGCUGACGCCGCCGCAGGGACACGUCUGGGCGCUGGCCGAGCCCGUGCCCGACCUGGACAUCGGCACGAUCGUCGACCCGACGAGCGAGACGCUCAUCGGCGCUGGGGUGGACGCCCUCUGGCUUCGGCGGGGCAGGGCGCUGCGUCUGGAGCUGAUGCCGCGAGGCGACGUGGCGAGCUGGAAGUCGCGCCGUGUCGCCGAGCUGAGUCGCCUGCUGGAGGUGGCAGCUCCUGCGGCGGCGCCCGGCUCCCCCCCGCCUGACGGUGCCCUGGAGGCCGCCGCCGCCAGUGGCGCGGAGGGUCCUCCUGGCCCAGAUGGUGCUCCGUCGGCUGUCGCUCUGGCUGCCGCCGCUAGCGAUGACACCCGCACUCUCUGGGUCGAGCGGGACGACCAGGGUGAGCGAUACAAGGAGUUCAGGAAGGCCGUGAACGAGUCGCUGAGCUACGACUGGGGCCACCAGCGCUUGGAGGGGGGCCUGACGUGCUUGCAUACCUGCAAGAUGAUGCACCGCACGGCCGGCACCCCUCGGGCGUGGCUCGAGAAGUUCUUGCGCGACAAGAACAUCCUUCGGCCACUGGUGGAGGCGCUCGAGGAGGCCGGGUGCUUCGACCAGGUCAACCUGGGGGGGUUGGCCUGCCUGGAGGUGAUCGUGCGCCGGCUCAACGCGAUCGUGGGCGCCUACAAGCGCGCGGGUGCCCCCUCGCUCGCCAACGCCAAGUGCUUGGCUCCUCUGGGCGAGGCGGACGAGCUGAUGGCGCCCUCGCUGAGGAACCACGUCUCCCGCCGCGCCAAGGAGGACUGGGAGGUCGAGCAGUCUAUGAAGAAGGCCGAGGCGGUGGAUGCUCGUAGGGUGCCACCACAGGGGCCGGCGGUGGGGACAAGGGGCGAGGUCGCGGCGGCCGUGGCCGCGGAGAAGGCGCAGCCGGGGGAGUGGGCCCCCCCUGGCUGGUACCACAACUUGGCCCGCGCCUCGCCGCUGCCGCCGUCCGAUUUUGAGAGAGACCUUUUUCCCGUGCCGAUGAUGAUGGCGCCAGGCGACUCCGCUCGGGGACGCAGGUCUCAGCGUAGGACCCACGCUCGGCAGCAUGAGGUGGAAUUGGUGAAUCGCGCCCUCCGCAGCUUGAACUGGCUGGCGGGCUUCAAGGGCGCGGCCGCUUCACCGAGUCCAGGCGCGUCAACCCUGGACAAGCAUGCAGCCCUUCAGCAGCACCUGCUCCGUGAAGCUCAUCGGCGACAGGCCGCAGCUCCGGAGGUGAUGCCGACGGCGGAGGCAGCCCUGCGGGAGCUGCUCCGGGGGCAGUCCGUAUACGUGACGGACUCUGCCCCAAGGAACCUCGUCUCCUACCAGCCCGGCAAGGUCUCGCUGCCUGAUAGCGUGCUGGACUGCCGCUUCAUCGAGGACAUCGUGAGCCCUGGGUGCCGCUCUUUCCUGGAGGAGGAUCACAAGCGAAUGAGGUUGGAGCCGGAGACAGUGGACUUCGACAGCAUGCCGCGGUUGUACAUGGACCCAGUGCUGAAGAGGAAUUCUAAAUCUUAUCGUACCUUCUUGCGAGAUCUUGCUGGACGGGGACUUCUAGGAGUGACCGCCAGACCCGCCGAGUCGGUGGGCCUGUUUUUCGUAGCCAAGUCGAACGGGGCUCAACGUAUGAUAAUUGAUGCUAGGCGAAGCAACGGCCAUUUCAGAACGCCGCCAGGUGUGCAGCUCCUCAGUAGCGAGGGGUUCGGCCGGAUCGAGAUAGAGUUGCCGCUGGGUGUCUUGCUCUCGUCAGAUGAGGGGCAAAGGCUUCUGGGCGCCUUCACUGUCUACGUGGCCACCACCGACGGACGCGAGGACCUCGGCCGCUACUUCUGCCUUCCCGCCGUCCCGAAGCACGUGUUCGACGGGAUUCAGGUGACCGGCGUCCCUGGGGAUGCCCCGCCGGACGCUCUUGUGCGGCCCUACCUUGCCGUGCUUCCGAUGGGGUUCACGUGGUCGCUGUGCCUGGCCCAGGCCGCGAAUGAGGAUAGGGUGUGUCGUCGCCCCAGCCUGUGCAGGGCAAUGCCAGCCGGCAGACAACAGCCCUUGAUUCAGGACCAGGCCGAGGCCUUUGUGUUGCGGGCCGCCUCACGCGGGGUCGGAGGGGCUUACGUGCACGUGGACAACCUUGGCGCCGUCUCGGACGAUGCCGACCUCAGUGACAGGAUGUCGGAGUCCCACGGCGGCGCAGGUGAGGCUCUCGGCACGGAGCUCGACGGCGCCCGCCUCCGCUCGGGGAUCACCUCGAGCCGGUUUUGGAAGCUCGAGCGGGGCCUGACUGGCCUCCCCGCUCGGGGCCGCUGCAGCGGCCAGGCGCUUGAAAAAGUGAUCGGACAUUGCACCUUCUGCGGUCUGGCUGCCCGUGAGUCCCUUUCUAUCUUCCACGCCGUCUAUAAGUUCAUUUCGGAGCUCGUAGCCUUUAGAGGGGUCCUUUUGUUUCUGGGCCGCGACUGGUGGCUGCCGUGGAACCCCUGCGUUUUGGAAACCGACGCCAGCCUAGCGGGCUGGGCGAUGGCCCAAAGUUUCUGGGAGCCGUCCCAGGUCGCCAGCGUCGGUCGUGUCAGUGAGCGUUCCCGUUUCAAGCGUGUCGGGGCUCACUCCGCUCGGGAAUCUGCGCUCACUUCGGCCCACCUCUUCCGCGACGAGUCAGGCGAGUGGAGAAGCCAACUUUUGGGAGACGAGCCUCAGCUAGACGACGGGGAGGUCGUGGCGGAUUUUCCCGAGGUCCCCUGGCAGCUCCUCCGAGGCUCGGCCUGGAAAACCGUCCGGAAGGAAGUCUGGGGCCUCAGCGAGGGCAUUCUGGUGCUGGAGGCCCGGGCCUUGGUGAAGGCCAUCCGUAGGCUCGCCAGGACCAGAUACGGGUCCUGCAUCAGACAGUUUUUCUUGUGCGACAACAUGGCCGUCGUUCUUGCCUUCGCUCGCUCGCGGAGUCAGGACUUCAAGCUGCUAGUCCAGAUUCGGCGCUUCAGCGCCUAUGCCCUUGCCCUUGGCAUCGCCCCGUACUUUAGGUGGAUUCCCUCGGAGUUUAACCAGAGCGAUGCCGGGGGCCGGGAUCACUCAGAAGUUUCGUCCAAGUUGCUAACCGAUGUCCUGGAUCAGCAGGCACGCCUGGAGAGCCGCCCUUGCCAGCCGCCGUUGCCGCCCUCUGUGGCGCUCGAGGGCCUCGCUCCCGCGGGCGGCGCCGGCGACGACGUGGCGGGCGCCGGGGAGGGAGACGAGUCGAGUGGGUCCGACAGCUUAGUGAACCACGCGACUGCGGCCGCAAGGAGGUCUCGGCGCCUCCAGGACUCCCGGCGCCGGCGCCGCGCGGCCCUUUACACGGACAUGAUCAUGCAGACCGCAGCUGGCGGGCCCACCUUGCUGGAGCGACUGGCAGUGACUCGCCGGACGAGGGAGCGCUAUGCCAAAUAUCUCGAUCGUUUCUACUUGCAUGCCGACCUGACCGACGACGAGCUUGUGGGGAGCUCGGACGAGACCGUGGAUCGUUGGGUGUGCGACUACUUCACCGCGAUGUACCUGUCCGGGGAGCAGAGCAGCCUGGGGGGCCAGACUGGUGCCGCCCUCAUCGACCGACACCCGGCCUUUGGCCGACGGGGUGGAAGAGCCUUGCCGCGGACGUGGCGAGCGCUCAAGGCGUGGAGGCGGCUGGCGCCCUCGCGCACCCGCCGAGCGCUGCCGCUCGCCGUGUGGUCGGCAGUGAUGUGGCGUCUAGUGGACAAGGGCCUCCCGUUCAUGGCCCUGUUCCUCGCCGUAGGCCUCUCUGCCUACUCGAGGCCCUCUUCUCUGCUGACAGCUCGGAAGUGCGACCUGGUCCCGCCUUCGCGUGCUACAGUGGACAGCUGGAGCCUCCUAACGCACCCAGAGGAGGAGGGCCGACCGAGCAAGACGAAUCGCUACGACGAGGGCUGCCUCCUGGACUCGAGCUACCUUCGGGGGCUGGGUCCGCUGUUCGCCGAGCUCCGAGGGCACGGAGACAGGACCAAGCUGUGGCCCUUCACGUGCCUGGAGCUCUCGCAAGCGGUGCAGCUGGCGGCGGCCGAGAUCGGGGCUGGCAAACUGACGCUGUACCAACUCCGCCACUCAGGCGCGAGCAUCGACGCCAGCAGACGCACUCGCAGCCUAGAGGAGAUUCGAAGGCGCGGCUGCUGGGCUCAGGCGAAAAGCAUGCACCGUUACGAGCACAGCAGCCGCCUGAGCGCCGAGUACGAGCGCUUUCCCGCGGACCAGAGGCGCCUGUACGAGGCGUGCGAGGUCCAUCUAAUGAAGAUCAUGCUCGGCCAUGCUCACCCAGUCCGGUUCAGCCAUCGAAUGCUGACCUGGCAGUCGCGCGUGCCAAGCUGA